UGCCAGGAAGUGCCCAGAGACCCAAGUCCCUGUAUGAAGGGUCGGGAACCAGAUUACCAGGAAGUCACAGUCCUCUACCCAUGAGGUCACAAAUCCACCAACCCGGGUGGACAGGACAACAUCCUGGUCUUAUGGGCUCUUAUUCUUUACCACGUCAAUUCACAGGGCAGGGGGCAUAUAUGAGCUCUGAUAUGGACCACAUUUACCACUUUUUGCCCUCAGACCAUCAGCAACCUGGAGAGAAAGCAUCAACCAUUCAUCAGCAGGGCAUCAAUUAUUCUAGACCAGAGGCCAGGGGCAAUAAUCCCCCAUCUCCCCCUCUGCCCCCACCCCCACCCCCUCUUGCCUCUGAACACCCCUCCCCAGGCAAUGGGACCCCCUCCUCCUCCCUUUCCUCAGCCUCACCCAGUUUAAAUUCAUCCCACAUGUCAGAAUCUCCUGCCAGAAGAAACCCUUCAUCUCAAAACCAGAAAACCAACCAAUCAUCUUACACCAUUCCACCAGCACCACUCCCUCCUUCCUGUUCUGCACCAAUCACAAACUCUCUUGCUUCAGCUGCACAGUCUGAUACGUAUCACAAUUUAUACCAGAACACCCAGGGAAGCAUGCCAGGGUAUAGUCACAUGUCUCGUCAGCAACACAGCAUUCCCCCACCCCCUCCUCCCGCCCCGCCUGGGCCCCCUCCCAUUGGUGGACAGCAACGCAGAACUGCAAUGAAUUCUGGGACAGAAGAAGAGGACUCAGAUUUCCAAAGAAAUCCUAAAUUUGCCAAUGUUAGUUUAAGGAGAACUAUGACAAACGACAGAUCCAAACCCCGAUUUUAGUACGCAGAUGCCACAUGGGAUAGAAACAUCAACUUGCAGAACAAAUUCUUCAUAUUUAAACUGAACAAAACAAUCUCUUGACUGUAUAUGAUUUUCUUCUGUUUAUCAAUAUUUCAUUCUUUGUAUUUUAUCAUAUUAAGAUUAAUUUUUGUUAAUGCUUCCAAUAUUUAUCUACACUGUAAAAUAAAGUUUGUACAUUAGCAUUUUGGUCACAAUAUUUCCUGUUUUCAGGUCCUCACAUUUCUUGAAAAUCGUUUCUUUGGUUCUAGAUGCCACACCCUUAAAUACACACAAUGGAGUACAUCACCAGUUCUGAUAAUUAAUAUUUCAAAUAUUAUAGAUUUCAGAGGUACCAAAUUUGAAGUGCUAUUUUACCCAUUGAAGUCCCCUCAAAUUUCAUUUUUUUUUUCAUAUUAACUUUCAUUAUCUUGAGGGUAAUGACUUUUUUUAACAUGGUGGUUUUACGAUUUGAAUGAGAGUUGUAAAUAUAUAAAUGUAUAUCCAGAAGAGUGUUAGAUAUAAAACUUGUAAAUGUCUAUAUAGAACAAAGUGUUCAGAUACAUUUCGGGCUCCUGGAGAAUGACUCAGGGAUAAAGAAAUGGUGCAUUAGUAGGAAUUCACAAUUUUGCUGGUUCUUGUUCACAGUUACCAGUUGUUCAACCAAUACAGAUAUGUAAACACUUCAUCAUAAAUAUUUGAAGUUAUAACUAUAUGUAUUAUGUAAUUAAUGUAUUCAAAUGAAGAAAACAUGCAAUCUAUACUUUUCAUUCUCACUUCAAGAAAAAGAGAUUGUGCUGACAUAACCCCAUUAUCUAAAAUUUAUGAAAGCUAUUAAUUUUUUUUUUGACCAAUUCUUCCAAUUUAGUUUUCUAUUUUUAUAUAUGUAAAUUAUGGAUUUAUUUAACUUGCAGUUUGUUACACAUAGCUUGUUGCAGCCUCUUCAUAUGUAUAUCUGUUUUUAAUACAUAUAUGUAUAUAUAAAUAUAUGCAAAAAGUAAACUUGCACAGACAAGCUGAAAUUCUAUAUUAUAAGUUGUUAUCAUCAUAUAUUAAAUAU
Messenger RNA from Saccostrea cuccullata (small rock oyster), 1881 nucleotides. Its product is annotated as protein enabled homolog. The transcript has 4 exons. The coding region runs from base 81 to 824 and encodes 247 amino acids. Lineage: Eukaryota; Metazoa; Mollusca; Bivalvia; Ostreida; Ostreidae. The record is from RefSeq and is a predicted model, not a curated record.